Molecule: messenger RNA, 2614 nt
Organism: Zea mays
Lineage: Eukaryota; Viridiplantae; Streptophyta; Magnoliopsida; Poales; Poaceae
Product: stromal 70 kDa heat shock-related protein, chloroplastic
Exons: 8
Coding region: 318-2369 (683 amino acids)
Biological process (GO): protein folding
Molecular function (GO): ATP binding; ATP-dependent protein folding chaperone
Source: RefSeq, a predicted model, not a curated record
GAAAAUCGUCCCUACUGUACUUUUACACUUGGUGCGACGUGCGAGCGCCCCCGUCCCGCCGCUUACAGAAGCUUAUACAACCUUCGAGAAUCGAGAUGCGAUGCUCCAGCCACAGCUUUCACGCGGCAUCCCGCCAGUGAGCAGUGAGCUCUAUAAAAUCCACCUCCUUUCCCUUAUCUUCCUCAACCUCUAGCCAUUUCCCAGGGUUAACCGCAGAAGCCAAAAUCCGGCCGCCCGCUCACUCCAAUCCACGUUCUUCAUUCCUCUCCCUCCAUAGGGUUUUGUGAACUCUCCUGUUUGGGCACCACCGUCGGCCCAUGGCGACCACGACCUUCCCCACCUCGACCCCAUUCUUUGCGGCCCAUCACGGCCCCCGCCGGAGCCGACCCUCCAUCUCCGCCGCGGUCUACAGCCGCAGUCGCCGGUGGCGCCCGCUGCGGGUGGCGUGCGAGAAGGUGGUAGGCAUCGACCUGGGGACCACAAAUUCCGCGGUGGCAGCUAUGGAGGGCGGCAAGCCCACGAUCGUUACCAACGCCGAGGGGGCGCGGACCACGCCCUCGGUGGUGGCGUACACCAAGUCCGGCGACCGCCUCGUUGGCCAGAUCGCCAAGCGCCAGGCCGUCGUCAACCCGGAGAACACCUUCUUCUCCGUGAAGCGCUUCAUCGGCCGCAAGAUGAACGAGGUAGACGAGGAGUCCAAGCAGGUCUCGUAUCGCGUCAUCAGGGACGACAACGGCAACGUCAAGCUCGAUUGCCCGGCGAUUGGCAAGCAGUUCGCAGCUGAGGAGAUUUCCGCACAGGUGCUGAGAAAGCUGGUGGAUGAUGCAUCAAAGUUUUUGAAUGACAAAGUCACAAAGGCAGUGAUCACAGUCCCUGCUUACUUCAACGAUUCACAAAGGACAGCAACCAAAGAUGCUGGCCGCAUUGCUGGGCUGGAGGUUCUGCGUAUUAUAAAUGAGCCCACCGCAGCAUCACUAGCAUAUGGUUUUGAGAAAAAGAACAAUGAAACAAUUCUGGUUUUUGACCUCGGAGGUGGCACAUUUGACGUUUCAGUUCUUGAAGUCGGUGAUGGUGUUUUUGAGGUGCUGUCUACAUCAGGUGACACUCACCUUGGUGGUGAUGACUUUGACAAGAGAAUUGUUGAUUGGCUCGCUGGAAACUUCAAGAAUGAUGAGGGUAUUGACUUGCUAAAAGAUAAGCAAGCUCUCCAGCGAUUGACAGAAGCGGCUGAGAAGGCAAAGAUGGAGCUGUCAUCUUUGACCCAAACAAACAUAAGCUUGCCUUUUAUUACAGCUACUGCGGAUGGCCCCAAGCAUAUUGAGACUACUCUUACCAGGGCUAAAUUUGAAGAGCUAUGCUCAGAUCUCCUUGACAGGUUGAGGACCCCUGUGGACAAUGCCCUUAGAGAUGCGAAGUUGCAGUUCAAAGAUAUUGAUGAGGUUAUUCUUGUCGGUGGCUCAACUAGAAUACCAGCCGUUCAGGAGCUUGUCAAGAAAAUGACAGGAAAGGACCCCAAUGUGACAGUCAACCCUGAUGAGGUUGUUGCACUUGGAGCAGCUGUGCAGGCUGGAGUUUUGUCUGGUGAUGUUAGCGACAUUGUCCUUCUCGAUGUGACCCCAUUGUCCCUUGGUUUGGAGACACUGGGUGGUGUUAUGACCAAGAUUAUCCCACGGAAUACAACCCUGCCUACCUCAAAGUCGGAAGUUUUCUCAACAGCUGCUGAUGGCCAGACCAGUGUGGAGAUCAAUGUUCUCCAAGGAGAAAGGGAGUUCGUGAGAGACAACAAGUCUCUUGGUAGCUUCCGGCUUGAUGGAAUCCCUCCUGCCCCACGUGGUGUUCCGCAGAUCGAAGUCAAGUUUGAUAUUGAUGCUAACGGUAUCCUUUCUGUCACUGCCGUGGACAAGGGUACAGGGAAGAAGCAGGAUAUUACAAUUACUGGUGCCAGCACUCUGCCAAAGGACGAGGUGGAGAGGAUGGUUGACGAAGCUGAGAAGUUUGCAAAGGAGGAUAAGGAGAAGAGAGAUGCCAUUGACACCAAGAACCAAGCCGAGUCGGUCAUCUACCAGACCGAGAAACAACUGAAGGAACUAGGGGACAAGGUCCCAGGCGACGUCAAGGGGAAGGUCGAGUCGAAGCUGCAAGAGCUCAAGGAUGCUGUUGCUGGUGGCUCCACACAGACGAUGAAGGACGCCAUUAGUGCAUUGAACCAGGAAGUCAUGCAGAUUGGGCAGUCCCUCUACAGCCAGCAGGGUGCCCCAGGCGCCGGACCUGGUCCAGCUGAUGCUUCUGCUGGUUCAGCGGCGGGCACUUCUGAGAAGCCAGGUGACGAUGGCGAUGUAAUAGACGCAGAUUUCACUGACAGCAAAUGAGUGGCAUGCUAGGUUUAGAUGAGGCUGUUCGCUGGGGAUGUUUUGCCGCGAGGGAGAGAUUUGUUUUGUAGGAUGUGGGUGUACUUUUUGGUAGAUUUGCACCUUUGUUCCCAUUUGGAGUUCGGAUGAAGGUGAGUUAGGGAAAGGUCGGGUUUUAACUGUCAAAUGAAUGUACAUAGGCCUAUUUUUCUUUUGUGCCUUGCCUUCGACCGUUCGACGUUCGACCUAGUUGGUGUUUGUUUCAA